Molecule: messenger RNA, 2532 nt
Organism: Didymodactylos carnosus
Lineage: Eukaryota; Metazoa; Rotifera; Eurotatoria; Philodinida; Philodinidae
Source: the annotation of a GenBank genome assembly
AUGAAUCUAUUUGGCUCCGUUUUACCCAAAAAUACAAUAUUUUGUAUUGAUUGUUCCGGCAGCAUGUACUUGUGUUUGCCGACAAUAAAAGAACAUAUUAUCGCAUAUCUCAAAGUUCAUUUAUCCGACUCUACUGCAAAUUUAAUGUUCAAUCUAAUUGAAUUUCACAGUGAUAUUCGUCAAUGGGCUGAUAGACUUGUUUUCUGGAAUAAAAAUUCGAUUCUCGUUGCAGAAGAAUGGAUUCGCUCGCUAGUUGCUAAAACGUCCACAAACACAUUAACAGCAUUGUUAACAGCAUUAUCCGAGCAAAUGUGUGAACAAAUCAUUCUCAUCACAGAUGGUAUCCCCGAUCAAGAACCCUAUUUUAUUUUACAAACGCUACAAAAUCUAGGCAACUUAAAACCAUGUCAUAUUUUUUAUGUGAGUACGCCAAACUCGCAGAAUACAAGUGAAGAAGAAACCGUUGUUAAAUUUUUAACGGAUCUCGCAAAAAUAUCAUGUGGAUCCUUGACAAUUGCAAAUUUCUCCCAAACCGGCAUGUUAAAAAAUCUAGUGCCAAUAGUCACUUAUUAUCCGGCACUUCCUAAUAGCCUUAUAGAUAAUUCUGGUAUCAUAUUUUUAAACGAAAUCAACAAUAACCAGAUAAUAGAGAGCUCUGUAAUACAACCGUCACCACCACAGAUGAUGAUCUGGAAUAAUACAGAUACCACACCUGAAAAUAAAGAAAUUGAAAUUGCUCGUUCACCUGAAAUUGGAUCAUUGCUCAUUGGUCAAGAGGUAAUAGCAAGAAAAGCAACAGAUGGCUAUUAUUAUAGAGGAAAAAUUCUCAAUCAGUUGUCUACUCACCAGUUCAUGGUGGAAUUCGGACCUAAAAUGUCUGGUGCUUAUAAAGAAUCUGAUUUUCAAGAGACAACAUUACAUGAUAUUAUUCAUUAUCGUGACGCGUUAAUGCAUACUAUCAAACGUGGCGACUAUGUUUUAGGACCGAUAGUUGAUAGUCAAGGGAAAUAUGUACCUGGAGAAGUGCUGGACGGAUUUGAAAAACGUUCAUCAUGCGAAGAUGGAGAAGAAAAACUGUUAGUCAUACACUUUACUAAUGGAAAAACUGUCACAAUGAAACGAUCGAACGAAGCAAUAUGGAUACCAUCAUUACUAUACGAACGGAUUAAAUUUGAAUCAUCGAUGCCACCAAGUGCUCGACAAUUUUUAGAAAUUCAUUCUGUUUCUUAUCCAUCCAAGUUGCUUCCCGGUUAUCCAUCAAAGUCAUCCAGCAUACCAUUAGCCUACGAUACCUGGCCAUUUUUUGUACCAUUGAUAAAAUCGUAUUCAAAAUCAGUUGUUAACGAACAUAGUGUAAAUAGUCAUGAUUUGAAUAGUCUGGUACCUGAUCGAUUAAUGACAAAAGAUGAAUUAAAUCGAAAAGUGGAUCAGCAAAUUGAAAAACAUCGGAUGUUGUUAGAUAGAAAUCAACAGGAGAACAAACCUAUUUUGUCUAGCGCAAGAUAUCAAUCUAAUUGUUGCUCUCAUCCACCUCAACAUUCUCAUUCUUAUUCUGCAUCACCAACCUUCUCCUCCACAACAACAUCAACAAAAUCAAAAAAGAAAUCUGUUUGUUUUGAUGAAAAUUCUAUUAAUGGUCGAAAAUAUUCGGUCGAUGAUAUGUACAUUCGCUCUCAAUCACCAUCACUCAAGUCAUGUCUGAAAUCAUCUAAUUCAUCAUCAAAUAUUUUUAAUGAUACUGAGCAUCGACCACAUCAAAUACCAUUAUCAGAUUUGGUUCAAAAUUCUGCCACACAAACUUCUACAAUUCCAAAAGAACAUCACAAUAAUAAUGAAUCAAAACAGCCGUCGAAUAAAUUCCAUGAAACUAAACCUCCAGUACCAAUCGAACUAUGGAAACCUAGAACGAUCAAAUCGGCACCAAAUUCAUCUUCUUAUUCUCACCAGACACACAUAGCGAGUCGAAGACCAAAUAUGGGUCGUAUUUAUGAGCAAGCCCAACGAGAUGCCAAAGCCGAACUUCAUAAGCAACAGUGGGAACGUGAACAAUUUAAAAAACGUCAAGCGAAUGAUCAAGCUCAACUAAUUGCAAAUCGUCAACAACAAGAAAUAGAUAAAGCCGAACGAAUUCUAAAUGCAAAAAAAUAUCAUCGACAACAAGCAAUACAUAGUGAACAUCAAAGGACCCAAACAGUACAAAAUGAUGAGCAGAAUCGUUUGCGGCUUAAACAGUCUCAAUAUGCACAGAAAAGUUUCGAUUCAUAUCAACGACAAGUUGAUAAAGAACAAAAUGAUGCCGAAUUAUUACGUAAGCGUCAAACCAAUCAAAUGGCACACAAUCAAGCCUAUCACAGUUCCGUAUUAAUCAAUGAUUUCGAUCGAUUAUAUAAUGAUAAUCAAAAUCGAAAAGUGUACAAUAACCGCAUGCAAAAAGCGGCAAUAUUACGUGAUCGAGAACAAAAACGAAAUGAUUUUAUCAAAGAUGUUGAAAAACGACGUGUAGCAUGGACAAAUUCAUCGAUUAUAACUUAA